AUGGAGAAUGGCACACAUGGGCCGGUCAUUGGCUCUCCAGGGGCUAGACCCUUUUCGAGACAAUGCCUGGGUGGGGAGACGAGCCCGAGAACCCAGCGUCGUGAACCGGACGCAGCAUGCGGUGUAACCCCUGGCAAGACUGACGCUAUUUCGCCAGGAUACCGCGGGCAGAAGGACAGCGUGAAAAGGGAUACCAACUUCGUACCUCAAGGGGUGUGA
This is a messenger RNA of Chaetomium globosum CBS 148.51, 219 nucleotides long. RefSeq lists its product as uncharacterized. The transcript is spliced from 2 exons. The record is from RefSeq and is a predicted model, not a curated record. Bases 1 to 219 code for a protein of 72 amino acids. NCBI's taxonomy places the organism in Eukaryota, Fungi, Ascomycota, Sordariomycetes, Sordariales, Chaetomiaceae.